This is a messenger RNA of Arabidopsis lyrata subsp. lyrata, 576 nucleotides long. RefSeq names its product protein CLAVATA 3. The record is from RefSeq and is a predicted model, not a curated record. Lineage: Eukaryota; Viridiplantae; Streptophyta; Magnoliopsida; Brassicales; Brassicaceae. Gene Ontology annotation, molecular function: receptor serine/threonine kinase binding. The transcript is spliced from 3 exons. The coding region runs from base 125 to 406 and encodes 93 amino acids.
UUCUCGUGCUUGUAGGCUUACGCUAUAAAUUGGACUGUCCCCUUCUCAUUUCAUUACCAAAGUAAAGAACAGUUUCUAUCUUUCUCUCUUUAUCUCUCUCACUCACUCACUUUCUCUCUAAAAAAUGGAUUCAAGAAGUCUUGUGCUACUCCUACUCUUCUGCCUCUUGUUCCUUCAUGAUGCUUCUGAUCUCACUCACGCUAAUGCUCACAUUCAUGGACUUCCCUCCCGCAAGAUGAUGAAGAUGGAGAGGGAAUGGGUAGGAGCUAAUGGAGAAGAAGAGAAGGCGAAGAAGAAGGGUUUAGGACUACAUGAAGAGCUAAGGACUGUUCCUUCAGGACCUGACCCGUUGCACCAUCAUGUGAACCCACCAAGACAGCCAAGAAACCAAUCUAAUAUCCCUUGACCUAAUCUUGUUCCUUUUACUUAUUUCAUGUUGUAAAUUACUUUCUGUUUUAUCGGUUUUAUCAUUUUGGGAGUUUUGUUUUUGUGUAACCAGUUUCGUUUGCUAAGCUUGUAGUUUCAUGAAAGUGAAUGUAAGAUAUGCACUACUUUUGUUGCUCACGUUAAUGAAAU